GCAGUGGAAAGGAUAGAAUCAAAGGAAGGAGGGGAGAUGGCUGAACUGAAGACGCUCAUUGGCCUAAGUCAUGAUCACAAACUGGGGCGAACUCGUAAAUUUACAUUCAGCAACAGAAGACGGAAUUGGUGGGAUACCGGCCCCGGCUGACAUGUGCUUACAGCUGUUUCAAUAACUAGUUAGAAACCGCGGGGCUGAAAUUCUACUCUUAUCCAAAUCUUUUCCCCCCCCUUCUCUGAGUCCUACCUACCUACAUUACAACUACCUUUUAAUAUAAUACUUAGAUAUCUUAGUGAAUUGAAGAUUAAUAUAUAUUAAGUCACUUCUGCGCUUUGUUUUUUUAAUAUAAUAUCAUAUUAAUAGACUUAAUUUGAUUUCCUUAGAACUAGGAGUUUCGGUCUCCAUCUUCCGAAGAUGCUCCCGUCUCGGAGGACGACCUGAUUCGAGUCAUGACACAGAACGGAACUGAUAUAAUCGAGAACAAACCCUGCUCUUGGCCUCCUGUUGACAUGAACGCGUCACCGUUCGAACGACGAGAUUGGGUUGCAAAUGAUGAGGACCACGCAUGUGCAGAACUGGAUCAUAUGAUAGGUCAACAGCACGUCCGUUUUGCUUCUUGGGGUGCAGUUUGUCGCGGUACUCGUCGUCGUAUCAGAUGUCGUGCUUACACACCUGAUUUUAUGAACGAUCCAGAGGACACGAUAGUAGCAUUCCCUGAUUGCACCGGCGUAUAUACCUGCCGUGAAGAGCCUCUACGGCUGACUACAUUCGGUGACGAGAAGCCAUCUACGUCGUGUGUUGUUACUAAACAGCUUAGUACAUGGUCUAUCAACAAAGGUCUCAUAGGCGAAAAAUGCUUAAACAAAUUUCGAUACCCUUCAGCAGGGACCGUUGGAAAAUCUGUUAGAUUUCACACUUGGGCAUGGGACCAAGACACUGGGAUUUAUACCGAACUCAAAUGGAUGUAUAUAAAAGUCAAUGGAGCAUACGUUAGGUCAACGACAAGAGUCUCGAACUGGACUGUCACCUACGGUGGAAUCAAGGAUAAAGAUGUACUUGGGUUUUGUGGUACUCCAUGGCCGCUCUCCGUAGCCCUUACGCUUAUGGGUCAAGGCACUGUGCUCCAGGACAAUGCUGGGUUCUAUGGGAAAACAGAUUGACAGGGAUAAUUGCAGUUUACGGCAGUGAGGCACAUUCAACAUGUUGACUUACCGAGGGUUUCAAUUCUUAGUUUAGGAGCGUUGCUUUGCAAGUAGAGUAGUAGUUGACUUCAACAACAAUAUCUAUUCUUAUUAAACG
Molecule: messenger RNA, 1299 nt
Organism: Cadophora gregata
Lineage: Eukaryota; Fungi; Ascomycota; Leotiomycetes; Helotiales; Ploettnerulaceae
Exons: 1
Coding region: 450-1160 (236 amino acids)
Source: RefSeq, a predicted model, not a curated record